Xyrichtys novacula (pearly razorfish) is the source of this 14984-nucleotide messenger RNA. The record is from the annotation of a GenBank genome assembly. Lineage: Eukaryota; Metazoa; Chordata; Actinopteri; Labriformes; Labridae.
CUCUAGCCCUUCCUGUAAUGAACUGAUGCAGAUCACUUCCUCAUUCUUACUUGAGCACUGUUCACUGUCUGCCUUUAACCAUGCACCCCUUGCAUUUAGUGAGGCUGGCAGUGACGGAGUAAACCAGCGGUGCCUCUUCAUGCUGGAGGAGGCUGCUCUGACUGGAUUUGUCUUUCCUGUGACGCCUUAUAAGGGUCUCUACGGUCUCAGAGGUGAUAACACUGUGCAGGACCCUGUAGAUAGUAAGUACACUGCUGUUUAAUUCUUUGCACCAAAGUUUGAACUUGUUUUUUCUUCUUUGGCCUUUUUAAUUGUCGCUUCUUCUCUUUUUCAUCACUCUUGCAUUUUUUCAAUCACUUGCCUUGCUUUAUACUUUGAUAUCUGGUGACUGAAAUGUCUUGGCUGUAUUUGUCGGAGCUACAGUUGUACUGUGGUUCACACUGCUGCCUCACACAAAAGCUGUCAGUAUGUUUUUCUCAAAGCCGCAGCUCUCUUCACUGUUGUGUGUAAAGGCGUAUGCAAUAGGUGCUGAAAAACCUACUGACUAUUCUAACAAAAUAAACUGCUGCUCUGCAUCGAAGCACAAUCAAAUGUUUUGCAUCCUAAAACAACAUCAUUCACAUUGGAUUUUUUAUUAAACUAGAAGUUACUCUGACUGCAAAAUAUUCCUCUUUGAAAUUGUAGCAGCCAUGUAAAGCCAAAAGGUUAACUAAAGAGCAGUAAAAAGUCUUUGCAGUUGGUAACCAAACCUCUCCUCUUUGACAAACUCUGACAUAUACAGACACUGUUGGAAGAAUGUCAAAGGAAGUGCACUGCAACUGCAGAGUCACUUAUCUGUGAACACACUAACCACAAAGAGCAGAAAAUAACACUGAGUUCUACUGUAAGCACAAACAAGUAGCUCGGUCAUACAUUCAGUCUCAGCUUAAGUGUCUGCUCAUUAGCCUUACACAGUGUAUCCCCUAAACGCCCCGCAGCUGGCAAACACAAUGCAUUCCAAUGGCGGGCCAGAACUUGUUGUGCCGGUAAUUUUUUUUUCAGAAAUGCACUGAGACCCUGCAGGCCUUUUAAGGAAGGUCCAGGAGGACCGAUGACUGCAGUGACCACAGACUCAUUGUGUAAUAGAUUGGGUGCUACUUCCAUGAGGGCACUACAUUGUUUUAGUUUGAAGUAUCUUCACAUUUGCUUUACACUGCACUGACAUGAUCUACAAGUUUCCUCAAAGUUUCUCAUUUUAAUUAUUUGAACCUCUGAGAGAUAACUGUCCUUAAUUUUUGGCAUAUUCCACAAGUAAACCCUCCAAACUCUGAAACAGCUGCAACUUUAGAUUUUGAAAAUAGGAAAAUCUGAAACCCAAACAUGUUGAAAGUAGCGUUGGUACAUUGACCCUCUCGACCAGUGCACAGAGCCUCUUGACUUACACAACAGCAGCAGCUCAAGUUUGCAAAGUCAAACUGUGUGUAAAUUCUUCAGAAAAGAAACAGGAAAUCCCAAAACCAACAAAGUGUCUCAUGUAAAACUUCCAAGUUUAAAUUUUUAAAAACUCUUUUUAAGUAAUAUUUUUGAUUCUUCUAUAAAAAGUAGAUGACAUGAGAUUCCAGGAAAUUAGUCUCCUUUUGGGGAUAAAUAAAGUUCUUGUUUUGUUUUGUUUUGUAUCGUACAAUCGGUCUGGCAAUCAGCACCACAGAUAAGUCCCUGGGGAAGAAGUUGAAGUUGCACAACAACCAAAAUCUGUCUUGUUGUUUACAAACUGCCAGAAGAACUGUCACUUGUAUGGCCAUCAGUAACACCUGAGUGACUGAGAGUGAUUCAGGUGGUGUACAAGGAAUUUCACAAAAAAACUCUCAGGGUUGAACAUUACAUGCUUUGUGCAUGUGAACAUGUUUUUUCUCACCCUUCAAAAAUCUACAACAAACAUCUCAGAUUUUUUGCAAUUUAGUGCAAUCCAGAAUUACAACAAUAUUUCACCAUGUGUUUUUAAACAACACAAGGAGCUUUGAAAAAAAUGCCUUAAUGCAUGAUAUGCAGCAUUUGGGGUGACAUGCUCUAAUCACAUUUCGACAAUCUUGCACAACUUGAUCUGUUUUGUUUUUCUUUCACACUCAUCGAUAAGAAUUUCUGCGCUUUAUCUUGAAAAAAAGAGAGAAAAAGAGAUGUGUGUAUGUGUGUGUACAUGUGUGUGCAGUGAGGGGGCCUGAACUGCACUUUAAUCCACGUAACUUCACUGAUCCUCCAGCAGGUCUGUCAUUACAAACACAUGUUGCAUGGGCAAGUGCUGUGUAACGCCUCAGAUUCAUGUCAGUCAAGUGAGCAUCUUGGCAACUUGCUACAGCUGCAACACCCAACAUUUCUCUUCUUUUACUUUCCACCUGCACGGAACAAAUCUGUUAUUUUAACAACACUUGGCUGCAAUACUCUGUUUUUUUUCCCUCAAUCGUUUUUUUCUUGCAACCUCACCACCAGACAAACAUGACCUAAAUAAAAAGCUGAAAUGCAUUCAUCUAUUGAAGCAGAUCCCAGUGGUCUCUUUGAUUAGCAUAUAAUGAAAGCUGAGUAACCUCGACAUGCUACUAUUCUCAAGCCCUCUUAAAAUGUCACCAUACUGUGGCGUUUCAGAGCCAGAAAUUGUCCACCUUCACUUUGGUUGCUCAACUAGAUUCGACUCGAAAUAGACUCUGACUUAUUAAUCCACCAUUGAAAUGUUCACCACACUAUUGUUAAAUCCAGCUUUGUUUCUCUAAGGUCAACACAAGCCAAGAUGAGGAGACGGGACACACCUCUGUGUAAGCAGCAGUCUACACCCAACUUUGGGAAAGGUGAGCAAACAGCCCAGUUUCAUUUGGACAUGGUAUACACAGGAAAGACACACGUGUAACCUCAACACAGAUCUAAUUUUAACUUCAUAAACAUGAAAUUACUCCACAGUUUGAUUGACUUCUGUUGACAGUGUUUAUGGGUCUGACUGUCUAAUCGUACGAGCAUGUGUACUCUAUAAAAUAUGUUAAGCCUGCAUUUUUGGAACGUCAUGUUAAGGACAUAUGAUGAACUAUUAAAAUCCCAGAGUGUUUACGGUCAUAGCAGAAGCCCUACAGUGUAAAUCAAGACAGUAUGUUGUUGCAGUCUGAUGACAGCUGCAUCAGAGACUUAAAUGUCAGGCAAAGGUAGUAUCUGGUUUAGACUUGUACAUUAAAACAACAAACAUCUGCCCCACCUUUAACAUAAGAUCACAAGUUAUGACAGGAUGAAAAAAGACGGUUCACUGGCAUUAUUUCCUGGAAUUAAACUUCCAGGAAAUCAUCACUAAUGUGGAGAGGUGGCAAAAAUAACUCUGGGUCUAAAAGCUCUGAAAUGCAAAAACAUGCAUUUUCAAUCACUGAGAUGGACUGAUUGUUAAAAGCGAUUUCAGUAACUUUAAUUCUUCCUUUAAACAUAAAGUCUGUUGCUCAGCACAGCAGCAGUUUACUUUGUUGCUUGAAUUCCUUGAAUGAAGCUCUACUGUCUGCUACCCCCUUGGGAAAUGAUGAUAUUGCAUAAUUACAAGUGGUAGUUAGAUUGUUAACACUGUCUACUCUAGAAUAUUUCCACCCUGCUGACAGUUUAGCCUUAAUUUACUCAAUACUUAUGUAACAGAUUAUCCAGUGCUGGUUUUAUGUUUUUGCGUUUUGAAUCACAUGCAUUUGGAUAGUUACUGUUAGCUGCUAUAAAGUGUUUGUUGUUGCUGUAAACUGACUGGCUGUGAAUGCACGUGCUCGUGCAAUAAAUCCACAUUAAUGUCACGACUUUUACUUUCUUACCAUGCUUUCACAGUUAGGUAAACCCAGAUUGCUUGGUUACACUAAGGCACUUAUAAUUAUGCUUCAAAUUGUGCCCAGCGACUGCUGAUCUGUUAAAAAAAAUGCCCAGAUUUGCUCCAGUCCAAUAGUUGAGACCAGAAUCUGAACAUCUGAACAUCACGAUGUACUUCAUGACUCCUUGUUUUCCUGAAGACCCCUGGCAUUACAUGGAAGACAAGCUUCUCUUCAUGGUUUCAGCUACUGUAAAUACACUAAAAUUAGCAGCAUAAAUAUUUACAUGCCAGUCUAACUAAGAAAUGUUGGGAUCAUUUACUUUAAUGACAAAAUAGAUCUGCCCCAAUAAAAACUGUUUAGGUUCAGUUAAUAGCCUCUUUUCUUAAAAUUAGAGCUGAGUUUAUCUGCGUCAGCUGGGAAAAGUAAAGAUUGUUUUCUUAAGUUUUUUUUUCCCCAAGGUCUCAAUGCUAUCCCAGCCAUAGUUUCAUUCCAGCCUUACAGUCCUGUCUCACAGACAGCCACUCACAUGUUACAGCCAGUUGUGACAUACCAGCUUGGAUUAGCAGCCCCUGUUGCUAGGACGCCCUCAUAUCCCUAAAAUAGAUAUAGAGAGAGACACUCAAGACCAAACGGACGAGCAGCUGCAUCAUUCGUACAGGCACUGGAGCACAUAAAGAGCAGAGCUCAGCCUGAUUGGGGCAGUCAGAGUGAAAACCCUGAAGAGACAAGUCGUGAAUACAAGAAAGACGGUCUUGACAGUGUCAAGAGGUUUCAGCAACACUUACAAGUGUUCCCUGAGACACAACUGCAAGUGGCAAACAUAUGAAAAAAGGGGAGCCACAAGCAAAAAGCUAGAGAGUCUAGAAGAGACAGAAGUAUACACUGAAAGAGCCAGACAUGGCCAAAAACACAGCAGAAGGUAAGAUAUAAACAGAGCUUCCUGUACUUAUAAUGGAGCUGUGUAGUGACACUAAAGUGUGGUGUGAAAAUGAUUACCAGUUAUUGAGUGGUCUAAUCAGGUGUGCAGUCUGAGGAGUGUAUACACAAUACACUUGAUGGUUUUUUAGAUAGAGAUGCCAGCUUUUAGUAGAAAGUGAUUUCAGCAAUAAAAAAGGAAAAUAUACGUUUAAAGUUAGUAUCCAAAAUUACUGAAGCGCUUUAUUGGAUGCUGAGUUUUGUGAUGUGUUUGGCAAUAUGAAACGCCUAGUGUUGUGGACGAACUUUCAGCAUAUUGAUCAGAUUUUAGUUGCAUGCUGUGCAUUGAAAGACACUCCACACAUAACCAGACUGCUCUGUGUGGGUCACGUUUCUAUAGCUGAAGGGAUGUGGGUCAAGGUCAUGUUUGAGAGGCAUCUCAGCUGUUCCAGUGCAGGGAGAGAGUACACGUGGUGAAAAGGUUGUCAACAUGACAGGCUCCAGAAUGUGCAAGCCAAGAGACGGGCAGGACAUCAACAUGUCAAUGCGACAGUGAAUGUUGACGGUGCCAAGACUGCUCUAACUUUCAGAUGGCUAAAGUUGCAUAUAAACAACUUACGAAGGCAAGUCUGAAGCAGUGACAUUUGCUUUUUGAUGCAUUGGAAAUAUUUGGCCCCAUGAACAGCUUGUUGAUGGGAAUCCUUACACUGGGACUGAUGCUGGAAGUGACCCAGUAACCUCCGUUAGCAUUAAUAUUAUUAGCAACACUGUGACAUGGUGAUCAGAAUAGCCAAACAUCUACACCACUGAUGUGAUGUCGGACAGCAACAGUAUCUUUCACAGCGAGGGGAUUAACAAGCAGUGACAGCUAUCAAAAAACAGCCUCGCUGACCUGUGUCUAAUCUGAUCACAAGUUCACAGAAUCCUGAGUCCAGUAAUUGGAACAAGAUUGUUUUAUGAGCACGGAUCAGGUGAAAGAUGAUAUCUAUUUUUUAAGCAAGGUCUAGGAAACCAAACUGAUGAUGCUGACGACUGCCCACUGAUCGACAUGUAAAAAUAAAGGUUAUCUAAAUGUAACUGCGUAAACAGCGGAUUUGUAAAGAGCAGUUUAGAGUCAUAUAUGGUUAGGGUUAACCCUCUAUAAUUAUCACUUUAAUGUGAAAAAUUACUUGCAUGUCAAAAAGUCCUUCAAUCAUGAAAUCAGGUGAGGCUGUUUAGUUUAUUAUUAUUUUUUUACCUAAAAUUGUUUCACUGUGUUUAACAGAUAAAAACGCUGACAUGCAUCAGCAGGCGAUGAGCAGAACUUGGUAACAAGAUCUCAUCGUGUUUUCUGUCUUACUGUGUUGCACAGUUUUCUCAGUUCAGUUUGUGAUUCCAGGAAGGGUGACCCUUGGUCCCCACGGGUCUAACAGUUCACACCGCCAGUCUGGGACAGCAGGGACUGUGAUUAACUGUGUUUACUGUAACGUGCCUCAGUCGUGCACGUAGCCAGUACUGAAACAUAAGUCAGCCACUGCAGACAUGUUUACUGGCGAGAGUUACGGUGAGGUGUUGAUAAAUUUUUGUUUACCCCUGCCACCCCCUUUAAAGUUUAUUUUUGGAGGUCUCAUGUUUAUUCUGCUGGUGGUUGUACUUAGUGCCACUGCUAAUAUAAUGACAUUUCUUUUUUAAGUGUUGACAUAUUUACUCCAACUUCUAAGAUGAAGCAUAGCAGGGCAGGAAGUUUUUAAAAUACCAAACCUGUCACUUCAUCAGAGCUCUGGUACGUUGAGGUUAAGUAUCUUGGAUAACCACUGGAAGUGACUGAUACACAUGCCCUGAGUCACUCAUUUUCUCAUGAUCACAGUUACUCUACAGUUUUAAAACUAGGUAAGCAUGUCAUAUAUGUGUCAUAGCCUUUGCUUUGUGACCUGCACCAGCAUAAGCAUGGUAGCAGACUUUCUCCUUCUCAAUAAAUUCCACAUUACUUCAACUCAGACCUUUCUCAACUCCCUCAGAAAUGCCACGGCUUUUCCCAAGAAUGUCGAUGAAUGAUGUCGACGAGAAGGUUCGUCUGAUGGCAGAGAAAGUGUACGCCUCUGCCCUGAAAGAGGAAGACAACAAGGAUGCUAUGGCACUGUUCUGCGUACCCGAGGACUGCCCCAUCGGACUACAUGAGGACCGAGAGAGGGCUCUGAAGAAGGAGCUGGCAGAGCAACAGUCUCAGGAGUCUGCCAAGAAGUAGGAUAUGGAUUUAUGCUGAGUCAAACAUACAUGUGUCUCUCUCUCUGCAUGACGAGGGGCUAAGGUUGAGAUGAAGUUGUGGUUUGUCAGGAGAGUAAUGCUCAUUCUUCUUCUUGGGUCACCAGGAAGAAGAGUUUCAUGUUGAAGCGUUCGCAGUCAAUAACUUUGCAGAUACCUGGCCAAGGAGACUGGCCCCCGUCUGUGAUGAGUCCAGAUGGAACUCAAACUUCAGUAGACAGUUUUCUACCACAGGGAUUUCCAGAAUUCCAGAGAGUUACCAUCAGCGGAGAUUACUGCGCAGGGGUAAACAGCAUGAGAACUUCCGUAUCUUCAUGUACAACCACAAAAUAUGAACAGACAACUAAAAAAAUCACACAUCCCUGCCUUUAACAAACAUUUACAUCCUUUAUAAAAAUACUAAAAGGCAAGAAUAAGAUUUACUGUCAGCUAAGUUAGGUUGCGAUGGAUGAUUUUACAAUAGCAGGAUAGUUUUGGUUCUUUCUGUCAUUGUUAAAACAGAGAACUGUUCAUUCUUUGCCAUUGUAUGAGCACCUAAAUUGAAUAAAGUUGCUUUUUUCCAUUCCCUCUCUAGAUUACAGUUGAGGAUUAUGAACAGGCAGCCCAAAGUCUCCUCGGGGCGCUGUUCAUCAGAGAAAAGUAUUCUAGGUUGGCCUACCACCGCUUCUACAGGACCACUGCCCAGUUUCUCCGCACUGCCAAAAAUGAGACGUGGACUGAGGAAGAUGAGAUCUUGCCAGGCAAGAGCACUGUCAUAUCUUCCACUUCAGACAAAUACUUGUGCUGCUUUACAUGUCUUGUGCUUGGUUGCCCAAAAAGUUGCACAGUAAGUGAAAGCAACUUAAAAAAAAUACUUAAAACUGCAUAGCCUCCACAGCUGGGCAGGAAGGGGUCGAAGUGUCCUGAGAAAACUCAGUACCCAUUCCAUUCAAAUCCCUUCAGAGAAUCGAGAUUAAAUCUGUGUGUGACCUAAACUACGAUACCCUGUUUUGUUACCACAUACCACAAUGCACUUCUGGUUUGCGAUGUAAUUAGAGAUACAUUUGCAAAAGCAACAAAAGAAGAGACAUGAAAACCAGUCACCGUUUCUUGACUGUGGGAAAUGUUUCACUCAACUGUUUGUUCAUGAUGUUCUUUCACCCACAGACAUCUUGCCAUCCCCUCAUGAAGGGGAGGACCCUUACUCGAUGGAGGGUAUUCCUGAGAACCUGAACUAUGAGCUGCAAAUGAAGGAUGGCAUAGUUCAUGUUUACGAUGAUGCUGAAGCUCUGAAACAGCAGCAGCCGCACAGCCUCCCUUACCCUGACCUUGAGACCUUUGCCAUCGACUUGAGCCAUGUCCUCGCAAUGAUAGCCGACGGCCCAACGUGAGUGCACAAACAUUUUGAAAACUCUUGACUACUCAAGGGUUCCAUGGGAAUUUUCCACAGUCUGUUAAUCGUUACUGAAAGAUUAAAAUGAGGGACAAAAAAGCCCUAUUUUUAAACUGUUCUUUCAUAAACUGAUGUUGUUUCUCCUCCUAGUAAAACUUACUGUCACAGACGGCUGAACUUCUUGGCCUCUAAAUUCUACCUUCAUGAAAUGCUGAAUGAAAUGGCAGAGCUAAAGGAGCUGAAAUGCGUUGCGCACAGAGAUUUCUACAAUGUCAGAAAGGUUGGCUGUUAUUUUUCCAUCUUGUUCAGUAUGCAAACAAUUCUAAUUUUAGGAAAAAUAUUACAUAAUACAUCUGUUUCAGUCAGCGCCCUUCUGCUGAAGUGAGACUUUUUUGGGGGUUUCAUGCCCUCAGUCUAAACAUACUUGGGUUUUAUGAAUGUUGUGUAACUUGUUCCAUAAAUUCACUGGUUGUUUUUUUCUGUCAAACACAGGUGGAUACGCACAUACACGCUGCAGCUUGUAUGAACCAGAAGCAUCUGCUGAAAUUCAUAAAAACCUCUUACCAGACGGAGGCAGAUCGCGUGGUCUUGGAGAGGGCCGGUCAGAAGCUCACACUCAAGGAAGUCUUCGACAACCUGCACAUGGACCCCUAUGACCUCACUGUGGACUCUCUGGACGUGCACGCUGUAAGAACAAAUUCUUGAAUAAAUCAGGUCCAUCAUCUUUUCUGCCAGAGCGUUAAUAUUUACGUCAGGUUUACAUUGUUUUGUUUAUCCAAGAAGACAAUGUCCCAGAUGCAAAUACAGCCGAUUAUCACCCCUGCCAAGAAUUAAUUUCUGGAUUUUUCAAAUAGCCACGGCUCACUUCACUAACCUGUUCUUAUUGACACAAGGAUGCAAUUAUGGGUGUUCAUGCAUUUCAUAUGGUGUUAUGCAAUCAUUCUCUAUGUUUCAUGCAAGGUCCUCUUAUCGUGUAAUCUGAAAAUAAUCAAUAUAGUCACUUUGCUGGAAUGGGAGCUUGCUCAUCAGUACAUCAGAUUCACUCCCUCUCACGAAUUCUUCUUUCAGGGGAGACAAACAUUUCAUCGAUUUGACAAGUUUAACUCAAAAUACAACCCUGUGGGAGCCAGUGAGCUGCGAGAGAUUUACUUGAAAACUGACAACUACAUCAAAGGGGAAUACUUUGCACGUCUCAUCAAGGUGGAGUAUAAACUGAAGCACUAAUACCAGUGAAAAACCCUGUUUAAUGCUGUUUCCUGUCAUGCACUCUGAUCAGACUCUUGCUCAGAUUAAAGAUUAAAUUAUGAGACUUGAUAUCUAAGUACUUGUUGCCAUCUCUAUACUGCACUUAAAGCAGCUGCAUUAAAAUAAAACUCAAGAAAUAGUGUCAAACUUUUGUGGAUAAUCAGAACAGAGACAUUGUGCUUUUGUUUAAUAAAAAUUUCUGCAUUCAAAACAUGUAAAGACAGUCCAGGCUAUACCAAUUAAAGCCUCUGAAAACUGACAUUUCAAUCAAAUUUAAUAACAAGAGAAACAAUCGUUUGUCUCAGGAUAAGAACUUCUGAAUUAAAAUCAAUAGAUUAACCACAAAAAUCAAACUGGUUUGUUCUCCACAUAACUGAACUGCUUGUGCUUGAUAUUUCAAGCCAAUUCCUGUCUCCCUCAGAGAAGAAUGUCUCUGAAGAAUACUUCUAUCUUAUAAUGUAACAGCUAUUACAGAGAUUGUGGUGCCUUGCACCCACUGGUGGUGGACUACUGAGCCGUCAAGCACAUGAAAGUUUAUUCAUGUCCACAUCAUAUCUUUGGAAACACUUUCAACUCUGUUCUAUGUAUUUCUUUAAAACAAUGUCACAGAUGUGGCAGAAUUAGCGCUUAUCUAUCCAGUGAGCAAUUACCAACGGUCAUUUCUGCUUUAUUGAGAAACAUGACUAACUUCCUGUGGCUUUCACGUCUGUUUCAGGAAGUGGCCAAAGAGCUGGAGGAGAGUAAGUACCAGCACGCUGAGCCCCGUCUGUCCAUUUACGGCCGCUCUGCCAGUGAGUGGGACAGCCUGGCAACUUGGUUCAUCCAGCAAAAGGUCCACUCAACAAACAUGAGAUGGAUGAUCCAAGUUCCAAGGAUCUAGUAAGUGCUCAGUGACAGCAAACCAAAACUAUGUGACAGCAGAGAGACAAAUACAGAUCUCUUGACACAAAACAGGCUUGAAACUAUCAAAGUGUGCUGGGGCUCUUCAGAGAAGCAGGCAACACGGCAUCCACUGUCACAGCCACCAUAGACAUUUCCUUGUUCUCACUGGUUUACUAUUAACGUUCACUUUUGGGGCUGGUAAUAAACUGACAGCCAAUCUUCCUUCAUUUCCUCCUUUUGAACAAUGAGUAGUAAAAUCUAGGAACCUUGUUUGGGUUAAACAUGUCAUAAAAAAAUACCAUAAAGAGCUAUUUCAGAUUAGUCCAAGCUUGGUCUUUAAACUUGUAAGCUGACCUAACUGUGUUGGAGGUUAAAUUAAUUCCUUUUGUCUUCACAGUGACAUUUUCAGGUCAAAGAAGCUGGUGCCAAACUAUGCCAAGAUGCUGGAGAACAUUUUCCUCCCUCUGUUUGAGGCUACAGUCAACCCUCAAAAGCACAAAACAUUACAUGUUUUCCUGAAAUAUGUGAGUAAGGGGGAUCGGUAACUAACAGAAAAAAGUUAUGUGAUACAUGUUGACAGUUCUGUGGAAACAGGAGGAACAGCCAAACAUGCAUGACCGUGUCAUAUUUGCUUUGCAAAUCCACAGCAAUAUUGUCUUUAUCUGGCAGGUAACAGGAUUUGACAGCGUGGAUGACGAGUCCAAGCACAGUGACCACAUGUUCUCUUACAAAAGCCCGAAACCAGAGAGCUGGACAACAGAUGACAAUCCUCCAUACACAUACUACCUGUUCUACAUGUACGCCAACAUUAUGGUGCUCAACAACCUACGCAAGUAAGUUCAGACAAGAACUAAGGGUCUUAACUGUUUUUUGUCAUUUAACACCUAUGCAGUUAAAAUGUGGUGUUAUGGGACCUGCCGGAUAAAAAAAAAGAAAUCAUGAUUGUUAAGUGUUUGGACGCAAGUUUUAUUUCAGGAUUCUGAUAUUUUAGGCACAUACAGGUGGAGACUGAUUGAUGAGGUGUUUCAGACCUACUGCAGGAAUGACUGAUGCAUAAAAACAGCAGUGCAGAAAAAGCGUAGAGGUGAAUAACACUGAUGCACCUUAAAUCUCAUAUGCACUUGGAGGUAAAAAAAAAAAAGGUAAUACAGAACAGCAAGCACUAAUUAAGAUGCAAUUCUUGCACUCUUAAGGUGCUUUCAGGCUACUGGAAAUUUCCCCAGGAAAUAAGGACUUUUAGAGGAACUCUGGGAUAAAAGACUACUAUUAUCUGAUCAGUAACACUGAUGUGUAUACGUGAGUUUUGACUCCGUUCAUGUUCACUUUUUCACUUACAGGGAUGCUCUCAGGUAGUAUAACAGUUUUAGGGUAGUCUUGUCAGGAAACAAUCUUGUUUACAAUAUACAAUUUACACCCAGACACCAGGUGAGCAGCAAAUAUAUGUAAUCUGAUGUGGUUUAAUAAUCACAUAGAGCUUACCUGCUGCGAGUGUGGUUUCUGAAAGCUUCCUGUAAAAAAAAACAAAAAAACAACUAUAUCAGCAGAGACUUUAUUUAAGACCUGUGCAGAUAAAUCCAUUUCCAAUACAACCCCUGGAUGGCCUGAUGUGCAUUAUUUACCCAGGACUUCCGUCCCAAAAUGAUUGUCGCUACAUGUCACUGACUAAGUUGAAACUUUUUUAAAACUUAAGGAGCUUAAAAGGAUUUUACUCUAAGAAAAUGUUUAAAAUUUUCCUACAUGCAGCUAAUAGAAAGUAUUUGCAUUCAUCUGUCCCCAGGGAGCGAGGUCUAAACACAUUCCAAUUUCGCCCACAUUGCGGCGAGGCCGGCUCCAUCACUCAUCUGGUUUCUGCCUUCCUAACGGCUGACAACAUCUCCCAUGGACUCAACCUCAAGAAGGUGCAGUCCUGCAUUCACGCUGAGGAUUAACACUCAAGCUCUUUUAAGUAUCAUAGAGUGGAAACAGAUGAUGCUUUGCACUUACAUCAUAUGACAACUACCAAUUUACCACCAACAACAAAGAUGGUUACCAUGUGCAAAUUUGUACCAAACUCUCAGGCGAACAUUGCCUUGCAUUGCCAGAACAACCACUCUACAGCUUCUUAUUCAGUUUAACCACUUACAAUAAGUGUCUUCACCUCCUCUCCAGAGUCCAGUGCUGCAGUACCUGUACUACCUGGCCCAGGUCCCAAUCGCCAUGUCCCCACUCAGCAACAACAGCCUGUUCCUACAGUACUCCAAGAAUCCUCUCCGAGAGUUCCUACAGAAGGGCCUGUGUGUGUCCCUGUCCACUGAUGACCCCAUGCAGUUCCACUACACAAAGGUGCGAAAAAAAGGGACAAGACAGGGUUGUGUAAAGAUUAAUUUUCCUUUCCUGCAGUAGGAAAGGAAAAUUUGUUUCAAUUAGAAAAGUAGUUUCAAUGUCUCUAAAAGCCAGACAGAACAUACUGGAUCCCCAGGCACUCUUCAAAUGUCUGUUAAUACACAGUGAACAAACUUAAGCAGCAUCUGAAAGGCUGUAACCUGAGGUGUAAAAGAAGAAAGAAUUUACAAGUAAUUUCACCUCAAAUAGUGCUCUUAAACUUAAUCCGGGCAACAUUUACCUUUUCAGGAAGCCUUGAUGGAGGAGUAUGCCAUUGCGGCCCAGCUUUGGAAGCUGAGCACCUGCGAUCUGUGCGAGAUAGCCAGGAACAGUGUGCUGCAGAGUGGGCUCUCACAUCAGGUAAACUCCAACUCUUUUGGUUUAUCAGUUUAAUAGAUGAGAGCAAACCAUCUUGGUACUGAACUCAAAGCCUCAUCCCCUCUGUCCAAGUUAGUCUAUCUAAAAUGACCAGUGGUAAAUGGAAAUUUCAGCUUCAUAUCAAAGCACUUUGUCCUUAUUACAAUCCCAGAUUCUUCUAUCAAAAUGGGUCCCUAAAAGCCCACCACCAUGCCUAUGAUGUUUUUUAUUUAGUUCACUACAAUGAAUUUAACAGUAAGCUUUACAAAGUUAAAUCACACAAAGUGAAAAUCACCAAAGUGUUGUUUUAAAAAGAUACGAGUCACAAUGUUUUGUUACAAAGUUGUUAGACCACUUAUGUGCAAAGACAGCCACCAGUGUUACUAGUGAAACUACACAAACUGACUAAGUAGCAUAUUUAGGUCACCAAACCUGCUCCCUCACCUGGAUACAUAGAGCAUGCUAUUUGCCUAUUUUAACAACUAUUCAAAAGCUGCAGUCCAUCAUUUUUGUUCCUUUUCCCCACAGGAGAAGAAACACUUCAUUGGCUCCAACUACCUACAGGGUGGACCAGAGGGCAACGAGAUCAGGAGGACAAAUGUGGCACAAAUCCGCAUGGCCUACCGCCAUGAGACACUGUGCAAUGAGCUCAGUUUUCUUGUGGAUGCAGUGAAAGCAGAUAGUGGCUCUGGUUCACCAGAGUAACAGACCACUGCAGCUCAAAAUGUAUCUGACUUAGUCUUUACUGAUGAAGGAGCAAAUGUGUGAUGGAACAAACGUUAAAAUAGGAUUUUUACCACUUAUUUUAAACCUUAUUGCAGAAAUCUCCCAUAGCCUACUCAAUGUAGCAGGAUUUAAACUUGAUAUUUUAACUUCAUACAACUUAAAGUCACCAUGUGGUCAUUUCAAUAAGCUUGUUUUUAUUUUUCUUUGUUUGUUUUUGACCUUUAUAAAAUUAGAAUAGGUACUGCUUGUAUCUUUUUCCAGUCACUUGCUCUUAUGCACGUCACAGUGUAAUAGAAGUUAAAAUUACCAAAAAGAAAAGUUUAUGGCCACUGAUAGGUUUGCUUUUUCACCCUUAACUCUGUCAACUGCAUGAGUUAGUGAAUUAUGUUGUGCAAAGCACCACAGAGACCAGUGUAGGCAGGAAUGUUUUAAGUACUUCAGUAUGUUUGUGGGUUCAUAAAGUUGGUGCCACGACAUUAUCAUUCAUAGAUUUUUCCUAUUUUGUAUUUUUAUUUUGUGUAAGUUUUUCAUUACUAAAUAAAGGCGACACAGAUGUCACAGAAACUGGUGCAAAAGUUUAUUUUUGACCUGUUUGUGCAUGAGUCACUUUCUUGUCAAACUUAACAGUUAAGCUGUCCCUGUCUGUAUCAAAGGUAACCAGCAGGUGUCAACAACAUGCACAAUAAUGGGAAUAUGUUGGUCACAGGGAAAACACAAAACUAUGACAGUAAGUUAACACCGUUAAAUUCUGUGUUCAAUUUUCCUUGACUUCCUGUGAAAUUGAUAAAUCCUUUCUGACUAUAGCUUAUUACCUUACCACAGGUGGCGGCCCACUUCUCUUCAGCUCUUGAAUGGUUUGACAGCUAAUUCUAGCAUUAGCACAGCACACUUGUAGCCUUGGCAGAAAUGUUGACAUUUCAUUUGACCUCUGAAAUAAGGAAAAAAUAUCGCUUUUAACAGACAAAACUUACCAACAAAUUAACGCUGGUGUGUUACUGAAAUUCUCCCGAGGACGGCGUCAACGGCAACAGUUUACAGUUAGGAGGCAGUUCCAACGGUUUAUUAGCCGUUAGCGAUUAGCUUAGCCCAAACCUGAA